Penicillium verrucosum is the source of this 2295-nucleotide messenger RNA. Its product is annotated as putative signal transducer. Gene Ontology annotation, molecular function: ATP-dependent H2AZ histone chaperone activity. The transcript has 3 exons. Gene Ontology annotation, biological process: regulation of DNA-templated transcription; chromatin remodeling. The record is from RefSeq and is a predicted model, not a curated record. NCBI's taxonomy places the organism in Eukaryota, Fungi, Ascomycota, Eurotiomycetes, Eurotiales, Aspergillaceae. The coding region runs from base 1 to 2295 and encodes 764 amino acids. Gene Ontology annotation, cellular component: nucleus.
AUGGCCGAUAUUAUGGAAGAAGACCCAUCGUCUGGGCUUCAAUCGUCGGAGGAAGAACAUAUGCCCGUGGAGUCAUUGGUCAAAGGGCGCGCGAAACGAAGUACCGCGGGACUGCACAUGUCCGCCCUUCUUGAGGCCGCUGCAGAUGAUGACUUGGCGCUUCUCUUUGAAGAAGUCGAAGACGAUAAUGAGUUUGCGGAUGUGGUGGACCCCGACGCAGAGGAUGAGUUGCUUGAAUCGUCGGACGAGGAUGAAGACCAAGGGCCGAACGCGCAGAACGACUACGAGGGCGAACAGAAACUACAAAAAGACGAGCGCAAGAAGCGCAGAGCCCAGAAUGACCUCCGGUUCCAGACCUUGCGCAAACGAGUCAAGAUUGAUCCGACCGCCCCAUCCGCCAUGUCCGCCACUCCUCGACCGAAGAAAAGUCGGAGCGCAUCUCGUGGAUUCCAACUACGGAGGAUGGGCCUACUCGGCAAUCAUCUCGUCGACAGACCAUGUCAGGAGAAACGAGUCCGCAUCAUCGCUACAAUGAAGGAGGCAGAGAAGCGGAAGGCCCAUUUGAAACCGAAAGAGAUGACCCAGGAAGAUCAUCUUGCGGAGGCUGCAAGAGUGGAACGGCUGAAUAGCAAAAGUUUGAACCGCUGGGAGCUAUCCGAAAAAAGAAAGGCGGAUGAAAGACGAGCGAGGAUCGAAGCACUACAAAAUCGCCGUCUUGAUGGUCCGGUGAUUUCCUACUGGAGUGGUGUGGCUACAUGGACGAACGGGCGUCUCACAAGAGUGGGCAAGAUCGACAUCAAACCAAAGACAGAUAAGGAGGAAUCGAGGAAGAAAAAGAAAGAGAAGGAAGAUAAGGAGAAGCCUGCGGCAGAGGCAAAGGCCUUGGGGUCUGCAACCAUUGUUGGACCCGCCUCUGUCUCUACCACAGGCACAUCACAACCGCCACCAGACUUCCAUGCAGUUUCUGCUCCCACGGAUCCAACAAAUCCCGCUCUGCCUCCUCCCACCUCCACAUUAGACCAAAAGACGCCCGAACACAAGCCACCCGAAAUUGCCGCAGCUCCGACUGCAGAGAAUACAGACACCCCCGUGGUGUCUUCCGGAGCGAUCGUCAGCCAACCAGAUGUAAACUCUUCAGAGACGAAGACAAUCACGACACCUCCUGCCGAGCGGAGCAAGGACAAUGCUUCGGAAAGCAAAGCUCCAGAGGUUGACGGAAAUACACCAGUACCACCCUCUGAGCAAGAUCAAUCUAUUGCCACCGAAAGGCAGUCCUCGGAGUCAUCUAAACAAUUGGACAGAAAGAUGUUUGCUGUGGAAAUUCCAGCGUCUCGGCAUGGAUCACAUUCUGCGGGCAAUGACACUACUCCAAAAUUGCCUGAACCGUCCCCCGCCAAGAACUACGAUGAUAUGGAUAUUGAUCAACCUCCAGCGGCUGCAGCGGCUGCAGAUUCUAUCAAGAUUGAUCAAAAGAUUCCCGAAUCAGCAGGCCAGGCAAGCUUGGCAACUCCACAGGUUGCUGAUGCCCAACCGACUUCGAUAGUGACACCUACAUCACAUGCAGCUGGGACGGUUGUACGAGAACCACCAGUGGACGAGUCUCGGCCAGUUGAAUCCGCCACUGCUAUCAGCCCUGAGAUCGCAUUGGCCCCUAAAGCCUCGCCGGCCACUGCAGCACCUGGUCAAGCCACGGUACUCGAAAACGCCCCAGCCCAGAGUCUAAACCAGUCCGAAACACAAUUAUCAAAUGGAAUGGCGAAGGAACCCGCACAGCCAGGACAACCAGAGAUUCCAGAACCCCCUCCAGUGAUCGAGCAUACGGGGCGCUGUCUUACGAUCUUGGAAAACUUUGAUUAUGCGACCGCCAACCAUCGCAAAUACAGCAUGUACUUCAACGCCAAGAAACCUGCUCGUUUGACCAAAAUAUCGUCAUCGCUUUGUGUCAUCACCUCGUUGCCUUCGCGUUACCGCGAUCCAGACACCGCUCUUCCUUAUGCCAAUUCAUACGCAUAUGGCCAAAUCCGCCGUCUGCUGUCGGAAGGGUAUAUCUGGAGCUCGAUGCUGGGAUGCUUUGUCGGUCCGGCCGAGGCUGCCCGCGGAGUGCCCGAGCGUUUUACAGGCAAGCCAGGUCCCGGUACAGUAAAACUGCAGACCGAUAAGGCUGAGGGUCAGGCCGAGUCUAUUACCAGGAAGAGCAUAGACAGAAUGGCUCUCAGCAGCGAGGUUCCCUCGACGCCUACCCCGGCUGCGACUCGAGCAGCGCCUCCAGAGCCAAUGGAGAUUGAUAAAGCAUGA